Messenger RNA from Drosophila albomicans, 2207 nucleotides. RefSeq names its product neuropeptide F receptor (gene NPFR). Gene Ontology annotation, molecular function: neuropeptide Y receptor activity. Gene Ontology annotation, biological process: G protein-coupled receptor signaling pathway. The record is from RefSeq and is a predicted model, not a curated record. Lineage: Eukaryota; Metazoa; Arthropoda; Insecta; Diptera; Drosophilidae. Bases 360 to 1874 code for a protein of 504 amino acids. The transcript has 5 exons. Gene Ontology annotation, cellular component: membrane.
CACAGCGCGUAUACGCAACGAGCUGCCUUUGGUGGGUGCUUCGCAAACGGAACGGACUCAGGGCCAUAACUAUAAAACAUAGGACUGUGGGCCAAAAGCCAACAGAUGGUCGCCGGCUGUGCACGCGUCAAGUUAUCGGGAUCGCAAAUUCUUGGAUACCGCGCACAACCGUUAAAGUUAUUAAAGUGCUCAAAUUAAUUGAAACACUCGCAAAAUAUAGAAAACAAAUGAGAAUUUAUUAAUUAGAAUUAUUCAGAAUGCUGUCGAAUAUUUAUACAAAAUUGUGUUGAGGCGACCGUAGAAUGCCGUAAAAGAAUCACUUCACAAAUCAAAAGUUUAUUUCUCAACAGAAAUCCAACAUGAAUUGGACAACGCCGAGUGUGGCCACAUCGGAUGAAAUAUUUAAGGAAAUUGCGAGUAAAACAAAUUUUGAUUUAAUUGGUGAGCGCAGGCAUCUGGUAAACUAUCCCAAACUGUUCCCCAAUAACAACAUACACCACAAUAACUAUCACAACAUCAACGACACCGACCACGACAGCAGCAAGAUCAAUACGAUGCUGCUACUCAACAGCACCGGCAACGAGAGUAACGCGAUGCCACCGAAUAUGGAUCCAUUGCUCAUGGAGCAGUAUUUACACAAUCGUGCCAUUGAGAGUCCAUGGUAUCACUUACUAAUCGCAAUGUACAGCGUACUGAUUGUGUUUGGUGCCAUUGGCAACAUCAUGGUGGUCAUUGCCGUAGUGCGCAAGCCAAUAAUGCGCACUGCCCGCAAUCUCUUCAUCCUCAAUCUGGCCAUAUCGGACUUGCUGCUGUGCCUAGUUACCAUGCCGUUAACUCUAAUGGAAAUUCUUUCAAAGUUUUGGCCUUACGGUUCAUGUGCCAUUCUGUGCAAAACGAUUGCCAUGCUGCAGGCAUUGAGCAUUUUUGUGUCGACAAUAUCCAUAACAGCCAUCGCUUUCGACAGAUAUCAGGUAAUCGUUUAUCCCACGAGAGAUUGCCUGCAGUUUGUUGGGGCUGUCACAAUAUUGGCUGGCAUUUGGAUACUUGCCCUGGUCUUGGCCUCGCCACUAUUGAUCUACAAAGAGCUGAUCAACAGAGAUAUUCCGCCGGUGCUGCACAAGUUUGGUGUACCACAUACGAUAUCAUACUGCAUCGAAGACUGGCCCCUAAAUGAAGGUCGAUUCUAUUACUCGAUCUUCUCGCUAUGCGUACAGUAUUUGGUGCCCAUUCUCAUUGUAUCGGUGGCCUAUUUUGGCAUCUACAACAAGCUGAAGAGUCGCAUCACAGUUGUCGCCGUGCAGAGUUCGUCGCAGCGCAAAGUGGAGCGUGGCAGGCGAAUGAAACGCACAAAUCGUUUGCUGAUUAGCAUUGCCGUCAUAUUUGGUGUGUCGUGGUUGCCACUGAAUUUUUUCAAUUUGUACGCGGACAUGCAACAUCCGUCGGCUGUAACGCAGAGAAUGCUUGUGGCAUAUGCCAUAUGCCACAUGAUUGGCAUGAGCUCCGCGUGCUCCAAUCCGCUGCUCUAUGGAUGGCUCAAUGAUAACUUCCGUAAAGAAUUUCAAGAACUAUUGUGUCGUUGCACUGAAUCCACUAAUGUUGCUCUCCCUGGUCAUACGACAGGCAGCAACGUGCAGGCAGCGACAUCGCGUCGUCGGCGCAAGAAUGAAGCCAACAUGCUCAAAGGUGAGCUUCAGCUCUUGGGCAACCGAGGCUGUGUCGAUGUUGAUGGCGGUGUCAGCAUCGCGGCAACCGAAUUUAACACAAGACAAACUGUAAACGGAACACGCAGCGCCGUCACGGAGUCUGUGGUACUCACCGAGAAUCCCAUGCCCACAGAGAUGACCACCCUGGUGCCGCGUUUGCAACAAUACUAAUUGGCAAUUUGCAUACUUGAACCGAACUUGAAUGAAACCUACUCUCUCCUAGGCCCAAUGCCACUCGAACAUGGCUCUAAGGAACCAAAAAGGAGCAACACGAUUCACGAUUCACAUGAGAACUCUUCAAUUAUACAGACGCAAAAUUUACAUUUACAUUUAAUUUAGAAAUUUAUGGAUUAUAUAUACGAGUAAGCUACAAAGAUGACUGAAUGAAAGCAAAGCUAAGUUACAUUUAAGGUUUAGAAAGGAUAUUUACAUCUAAGUAUGUUUGUGGUAAUUGCAUGUACUUAACACAAUACAUUACAUUAAGCUUAUCAUUAUCAUCCCUUC